AUGAGUUACGAGUAUCAGCACACUGAUCUCCUAAUUUACAAAGCUGUGUUUGAUGACAAUUGGAAUUCUGUAAGGAACAUCUUUCAAGAACAUCCGGAUCUACGAACCAAGCCAAUCAAUUCGAGGUUGGAGACGCCACUAAUGAUAGCCGUGGGAACGGAUCGGUCCCAUGAUUUUGUCAAAAACUUGCUGUCCAGUCUUUCUAGUGACGACUUGAUCCGUGUUGCGCUGGCUGAAGAGGACAAAGAAGGAGACACAGCCCUCCAUCAUGCUGCUCAGAUUGGAAAUAUGAUUGAUGCAACUUUAUUGCUUUCAUAUUCUUGCAAACCGGAGACAAUCUUACAUAAGAAUAAUGUUGGAGGUACGCCGUUGUUAUUUGCCUCGUGGUUGGGAAGGAAGAACGAUAUGCUUGAAUUCUUGUUUUCUAAGUUGGGUGUUUUAAACCCCCCGCCAUCAGGGAUUCCCAAUGAGAGUUUGGUUCAUGGCGAUCUCCUUAGUCCCGCCAUUGAAGGCGAAUUCCUCGUGUUGCCUGAUGAGAGUGAUCAAAGCAUGCCUGAUGAGAAAAAGGGACAACAGUAUGUCCAAGAUGAGACAACAUUUGGUGUAGUGAUAUUAGCAUACCCAAGCAUUAUUUGGGCUUCCGAUGGGUUCUAUUUGUUCCAUUCAGCCAUCAGUCAACGCCGAGAAAAAAUAUACAAUCUUGUCUACCAAAUGAGUAGCUACAAGGCGUUUAUAGCAAGUCACGUUAAUCAUGAUACAAAAGAGAACGCGUUACAUAUUGCUGCAAAGUUGGCCCCAGCUCGUCGACUAAAUAUUAUAAACGGAGCAGCUUUACAAAUGCAACGUGAGCUUCAAUGGUUCAAGGAAAUCGAAACUAAUUUCGUACAACCCGCAUGUAAAAAUGCUUACAACAAAGAGGGGAAAACUCCUAGAAUGGUUUUCACCGAUGCGCAUAAAGACUUGCUUAAAGAAGGCCAAGAAUGGAUGAAAGACACGGCAUCGUCAAGUACCGUGGUAGCAACACUCAUAGUCACAAUGGCAUUUGCAGUUGCCUUCGCGGUCCCUGGUGGAAACAAAAACGAAGGAAAUCCGGUGUACUUGGAUAGGGGAGCCUUUAUGCUUUUCAUCAUAUCAGAUGCCAUUGCCUUAUUUUCUUCAGCUACUUCGGUGUUAAUGUUCUUAGGGAUACUGACUUCACGCUAUGCGGCAGAUGACUUCCUUUACACGUUGCCAAAGCGAAUGACGAUCGGACUUGUGUUCUUGUUCUUGUCGUUAGCAGCUACGUUGGUAGCAUUCAGCGCAACCCUUUCACUAGUGCUUCAAGAUAAAGUGACAUGGAUUGCAGCUCCUCUUCUUGUAAUAACAAGUAUUCCUGUGGGUCUGUUUGGAGUGCUACAGUUUCCUUUGCUCAUUAAGCUGGUCUACUCCACAUAUGGACCAAGCAUCUUUCACAAGCAGAACAAGAGAAUGAUUCAUUAA
Cynara cardunculus var. scolymus (artichoke) is the source of this 1479-nucleotide messenger RNA. Its product is annotated as ankyrin repeat-containing protein ITN1-like. Gene Ontology annotation, molecular function: protein binding. The record is from RefSeq and is a predicted model, not a curated record. Lineage: Eukaryota; Viridiplantae; Streptophyta; Magnoliopsida; Asterales; Asteraceae. The coding region runs from base 1 to 1479 and encodes 492 amino acids. The transcript has 4 exons.